Saprolegnia parasitica CBS 223.65 is the source of this 1002-nucleotide messenger RNA. RefSeq lists its product as hypothetical. Gene Ontology annotation, biological process: ATP biosynthetic process; AMP biosynthetic process. The coding region runs from base 1 to 1002 and encodes 333 amino acids. The transcript has a single exon. The record is from RefSeq and is a predicted model, not a curated record. Lineage: Eukaryota; Oomycota; Saprolegniomycetes; Saprolegniales; Saprolegniaceae. Gene Ontology annotation, molecular function: bis(5'-nucleosyl)-tetraphosphatase (asymmetrical) activity.
AUGCACUGCUUUGCCGUCGUCGUCGUCCGUCACCCGCGCACGAAGCGCUGGCUCGCGGUGCAGGAAACAUCCAAGCACAAUCGCCUCUGGUGGCUGCCAGCGGGCCGCGUCGAGAAUGGCGAGACCUUCCCCGCCGCCGCCGUCCGCGAGACGCGGGAGGAGGCUGGCAUCGACAUUCGACUCGUUGGCGUCCUGCGUGUCGAGCACACGCCAAUAGGACCACAAAGUGACCGCAUGCGCAUCGUCUUCUACGCCGAGCCGAUGGAUGUGAGCGCGCCCAUCAAGACGACGGCCGAUGACGAGUCGCUCGGGGCGGCGUGGACAACUGUGCCCGAGCUCCAGGCGUGGGCCGAUGCGGGGCAGCUUCGUGACGAGGAGCUUCUGAACUGGGCCAUGUAUCUCGAGCGAGGCGGCGAGGUUGCACCGCUCUCUACGCUUGGCGCCGAGUCGAGCGGUCCCGAGCCGCAUAUGGAGUUUCGCGUCUUUUUCCAGCCGUCCAAGCCCGGCCAUCGGUACACGACGCUCCCGCCCGCGCCGGUGGAAGAACGUACGGACGUUUACAUCGCCCACAGCGCAGGCGUCGGGAUCAAGCAUCGCAGCGGGAAACGCUUGGAGAUCAAGGUGCGCACGGUGGACGCUGGCGAAGGCUGGGAAGCGUGGGGCAAGCAUCGGUGCGACGACGCCGACGUCAACACGGCGCUGGCGCGUCUCCAGCUCCCGCCACUGCCCACGCCAUCCAUCAACGUCCGCGUUCAAAAGCGCCGCGUCGCGACGGUUGUUGGCGGUCUCUACCUCAUGGAAGAGACAGAUCUCGUCGUCUCGGUUGACGGCGACCACGCGGCGUGGAAGACGAUCUGCAUCGAGGGCACACGCCACGCGUGUGAACGCGCCGCCGAGGCCCUCGUACACGUCUCGCUCCAGCACGAAGUCGUCUUUACAGGCGGGUACCCCGCUUUUGUGCGCGACGUCGUCCAGCGACGCGCCACGUCACAGCUCGACUAA